Heterobilharzia americana is the source of this 695-nucleotide messenger RNA. The record is from the annotation of a GenBank genome assembly. NCBI's taxonomy places the organism in Eukaryota, Metazoa, Platyhelminthes, Trematoda, Strigeidida, Schistosomatidae.
UUAUCACAAGAGGACUUCUCGCCUUUCUUGAAGACUGGGAUGAUGAGUGACUUAGACCAGUCGGAGGGGAUCGUAUUUGAUUCCCAUAUACUGGCUAACACUUCCGUUAGCCUGACUAAGAGAACUCUACCACCAUUCUUGUAUACCUCAGCAGGUAGUCCGUCUGGUCCUGCUGCCCUUCCCCGUUUCAGGCUACCUACCGCUUUCUCAACUUCUUCUAGUGUUGGGGGACCUGUCUCUAUGUCCCAUUCAGGGUCCGACUGGAUAGCGGGCAGCGCAAUGGUGGCUGGAGGCCAGUUAAACUGUUCCUCAAAGUGUUCUGCCCAUCGUUCCAGUCGUCUUCCCUGCGAGUGAAUCGCAGAUCCGUCCUUCUCCGCUAUAGCCUCACUAACUGUUGUUGACCAUUUCCCCCCAGUCUCCUUAAUAAGUCUAAAUAACUGUCUACUGUUACCGAUCGCCGCUGCCUUUUCCAUCUCUUUAGCCUUUGCUGCCCACCACUGUUCACGAUCGUUGCGCAGACUUUUCGUCAGUCUAUUUUUAAGUUGCGCUCGCUCUUCAUUGUACUCAGAGCCUGCAGGGAUGCAUUCACGUGCAUCCAUUAGUUUGGAAGAAGCUGCUGAUAUCCACUGGCUCUUUUUAGCCAUUAUCUUGGAGUCGGCUACAGUCUCCAGUGCUGCUUUUACAGUAGACUGAAG